CGUUCUUUCAUCUGAGAAAAUCUUCAAAUCUGCCCGAGGACAUCUUCGAUAGGAGAACAUUUAAUGCACAGAGAGGACUUUAAGGAGGACGACACUCUUUCAGCAGCCGUCCAGGAUGCAGGUGAUCGUGUUAGUCUUGUUGACUGUCACCGCAGUUCAGAUCACAAGGACAGAGGAGGACCCCUGCCCGGAUGUCUGCAGCUGUUCUGAAUGGACAACUUACACAAUCUCCUGCUUUGAAAUCGAUACGCUCCCCAAGUUUCCCGCAAGCACCAAAAUACUAUGGCUCUUUGAGACUCGUCUGUCGCUGCUGCCUGCAGACGCAUUUGCCAACAUGAUCAACAUCUCCAGGAUCUACAUCUCGGUGGACGUGACACUGGCGAGCCUGGAGAAGCAUUCGUUCUCUAACUUGAACAAAAUCACCAACAUUGAAAUACGGAACGCGAGGAGACUGACCCACAUCGACUCUGAAGCCUUCAAGAACCUUCCAAGCCUCAAAUAUCUGGGAAUGUUUAACACAGGCCUCCGGGUCCUCCCUGUCAUGAGCAACAUCCUGUCGAAUGAAGUCAGCUUCAUUUUGGAAAUUGCGGAUCAUCCCUACAUCACGGACAUCCCGGCAAAUUCCUUCAAUGGCAUCACAAGUGGGAUGCUAACAAUGAUGCUGUAUGGAAACGGGUUCAAAGAAAUCCAUCAUCACGCCUUUAAUGGGACCAAGCUCGAUCAAGUCGACCUUCACAGGAAUAAAUAUUUGACCAGGAUUGAUGAAAGGGCUUUCGCAGGAACCCUCAGCGGCCCCAUGCUCCUUGACGUGUCCCAGACGGGGAUCAACUCCCUGCCAACGACAGGGAUGGACGCCCUGCGGGAGCUGAAGGCUCUGAACGCGUGGGCCCUGAAGAAACUGCCCCCCAUCAAAAUCUUCAAGCACCUCACCAGUGCCAACCUCACGUACCCGAGCCACUGCUGCGGCUUCAAAAACCUCAAGAGGAGGCGAGGAUUUUUGGAGUACAUCAUCUGCAACCUGACGGCGUUCUACGACCAGCAGCACAAGCGCUCAGUCGGGUCACAACGCUUGCCCUCCGCCUACGAAGAUGGCUUCGUGGAGACAAGUGAGGAGCAGGAGUGGGGCAGCCCAGGCCAUGACCUUGAGUCUCACCAAGAAUGGAGUCAAGGAGAACUGCACGGGAGCUUGCCCUACCAUGCCUAUCUUGGAAGCCAGCCAGAUGAGGAAGUGGGUUUUGGCGAGACCCUCAAGAACCCCCAGGAGGACACCAGCCAAGACUUUGACAACCGGUAUGAUUAUGUGGUGUGCGAGGAGGGGGGGGAGGUGGCGUGUGCGCCAGUGCCUGAUGAGUUCAAUCCCUGUGAGGACAUAAUGGGCUUUGCAUUCCUCAGAGUGUCUGUGUGGUUUGUGAGUCUGCUGGCGGUACUGGGAAACGUGGUGGUUCUUCUGGUGUUGCUCACCAGCCACUACAAGCUCUCCGUCUCCCGCUUCCUCAUGUGCCACCUGGCGUUCGCAGACCUGUGCAUGGGCAUUUACCUUCUCCUCAUUGCCUCCGUGGACCUCCACACCCAGGCAGAGUACUUCAACCACGCCAUCGACUGGCAGACGGGUCCGGGUUGUGCCCUGGCUGGGUUUUUCACCGUCUUUGCCAGCGAGCUCUCGGUAUACACACUGACUGUCAUCACGCUUGAACGGUGGUACGCCAUCACCUUUGCCAUGAGGCUGGACCGCAAGCUGCACCUCCACCACGCGGCUGCAGUGAUGCUCACCGGGUGGAUUUUCUGCCUUCUCCUGGCACUUCUACCUCUCAUCGGGGUGAGCAGUUACCAAAAAGUCAGCAUCUGCCUUCCAAUGGACAUCCAGUCCACAGUGGCCCUGGUCUACGUCAUCUCAGUCCUGCUCCUCAAUAUCAUCGCUUUCAUAGUCAUCUGCGCUUGCUACGUUAAGAUCUACUGCGCCGUCCACAACCCUCACUAUAGGUCCGGGUCGAAAGACACCAACAUAGCCAAACGGAUGGCUGUGCUUAUAUUCACCGACUUCCUUUGCAUGGCACCCAUUUCCUUCUACGCCUUAUCCGCAGUUAUGGACCGUCCGCUCAUCACCGUGUCCAACUCGAAGAUCUUGCUUGUUCUGUUCUACCCCCUGAAUUCCUGCGCCAACCCGUUCCUUUACGCCAUAUUCACCAAGGCUUUCAGGGGGGAUGUCUUCAUCCUCAUGAGCAAAGUGGGACUGUGUCAACACCGAGCGCAACUGUUUCGAGGGCAAACCGUGUCAUCAAAGGGCAGCAGUGGGACAUCGCAAGGGCGGAAAGAAAAGGACAGGAUCAGGAGAGGGGGCAGUGAAGACGUUCCCAUAAAUCUAAACAAGAGUUCAGGACAUACCUAACCAAAACAAUAUUCACCAGCCCAAGGUUUUGAAAAGGUCAGAAGAGGUGGUGAGUCCUUGAAAUGUUUGAGGACAAAGACUCUCCAUUAUUCUCUACCUGCCGCGCUCCUCUGGCCAAGUUCAGCUGUUUUCCCGAUUCCUGCUGUAAUGAUUUUAUGGUUCCAGUCCAUAGAGAAUAUCAAGUAUUGCUGAAAUCGGAGCUGGAGUUCAUCUCACUUCGGUCCUUUUGUGUUCAAAAGAAACUGUGGCGAGUAUAAAGCAGGGAUUAUUUUGAAGGGAGAAAAAAAAAAAACAGAGCAAUGACAAAACCUCACACCAGAGGAAAGUUUCCCCCCCAACUCAAAGUUAUAUUUCCGCCUCCAUUCAAACGAAGCUUGAGACUGUGACUGACAUUUUUAACAGAUUUGUUCGACCGUGUAUUUCUUUUUCCAGUGAUAAGAGGGGCGUCUCGGUGAGCACACAUUUUAUUAUUAUAAGCUGACUGUUGAAGCACAUGUGCAAAUGCAACCUUUCCGGCUGGCCGGAGCCCGUUUCCUCCCUUUAA
Molecule: messenger RNA, 2930 nt
Organism: Synchiropus splendidus (mandarinfish)
Lineage: Eukaryota; Metazoa; Chordata; Actinopteri; Syngnathiformes; Callionymidae
Gene: tshr
Product: thyroid stimulating hormone receptor
Exons: 11
Coding region: 116-2386 (756 amino acids)
Biological process (GO): G protein-coupled receptor signaling pathway
Cellular component (GO): membrane
Molecular function (GO): thyroid-stimulating hormone receptor activity
Source: RefSeq, a predicted model, not a curated record